Molecule: messenger RNA, 1239 nt
Organism: Plasmopara halstedii
Lineage: Eukaryota; Oomycota; Peronosporomycetes; Peronosporales; Peronosporaceae
Exons: 7
Coding region: 1-1239 (412 amino acids)
Source: RefSeq, a predicted model, not a curated record
AUGCGCCUAGGCAAAUACAAAACAGUAUUUCCUCCCUUCAAACCUUCCAACGAAAAAGGAUCUUUAAGUCAAAGUAUUCACAACAUUUGGGUUAUCGUGGUGGGAAAUACUGACCGCGCCAAAUUGCUGGAAACUCUCUAUGGCUCAAGCCUCAGUGACGCUGACCGUCUACACCACCUUCUGAAUCUGGCGCUCAAUUUGGCUUCAUCGCUUAAAAACUUUACGUGGGCAAGUAGUCAUUUUUCAGCAAGUUUCUACCGACAUCAAACGCACUGCCCCGCGACCGGUGGUUCCUUCUUUUGGGCCAAGGGGGGGGUUGGGUUUAGCGAAUUCCAGACAAGAUUCGGAUUCUCCAACCGCGCCGAUUCGGCCAUUCGACUAUUUGAUCAUGCUAUAUCACCAUGGCGGGAAGACUUUGACAAUCUGUAUGCACCCGUGUCUACAAGUCCAGUCUAUGCAAUUUCGUCCCGUUCAGAACGUUGGGCGGCCCUGGAGCCUUACUGGCAAAAUAAUUUUGGCGGGGACUUCGCAGCCGCUAGGCUUAUUCGUGUACUGGUGGAUCAAGGAUUUUUUCGCCUAGCUCAACUUUUUCAAGGAAGUCUACUUAAAUCUUUGACUCCAUACCCGAUUGGGCCGAGCCAGGUUUUGCGCUAUUACGCCACCAGCCACGCCUGGGUUUCUAAUGCUUAUGAAGUAUCGGAGCUUAAGGAUGAUCGCAUUCGCUCAAUACUUGCUGAGUUCUCGGUGCCAGCAUUGCCUCUAUCCGGCUUAGGAGUUUCAAGCUGUCUCCCUCAGUCAAUGCUCCAGCAUAACGCUCUCUCUUCUGGCCAUCGGCUUCAACACCUAUACGGUGCUCAGUCGAUACUGGAUAACCGAUUUUCAGGCCUUUUUCUAGUGCACUCGAAUAAGACUCAGUUUUAUUUUUUGAGCUGGAGCCUCAAACGGCGGCCAACGUCCGCUAUGGCUAUAGUGGUUUUCCACAUUGUUAGAGUUGUGAUUUUCAGGUGUCUAUGGCUACAUCGGAAUGAUAUUCGCUUUCACGACUUCCAAGCCAAUGUUAUGAACGACCAAGCUCUAGUCAAGGCCGUCGUAGAGCUCCACAAUGAGCGAUACUAUCAAAAUCUUGUUUUUGGACCUCUGAGACAUUCAGGACUUAAACAGCGUGGUCUGCAAGAGCUGUUGGCAAGCCCUCACCUAUCUGAAGCCCUUCCAUUGUGUCCCAAGGCUGUGGAUCAUUAG